GUGCGGGGGGGGAGUUGCCUUCACGGAUGUGUUCCUGCGCUCACAAGACGGAGGUGUGGUGUGGGUCCGUCUUUCCAGUGUUUGCAUCUAAUCGGAGGAGAGAAGCGAUAGGCUACCUUCGGAUGCGAACGUGCAAUCAUGUCACGAGCACAGGGCUGUGCAACGAGAGCAUCUGAAUAAUCCAUAGAGGAGAUAAGCGGACUCUAAAGGAAUAAAGCAAUGGGUGGCCAGAUAACGCGAAAUGCCUUUUACGACUCCCUUGGUGGCCCCUUCCCUUCCACGUCACACCGGUGUCAUCACAAACCCAAGAGGUGCCUGCCUAUCCAGUGUGGCAGUGUCGGUGGGCCUCUUCCCAUCAGCCCACUUCUCUUCCAUCCAAAUGCCAAGGGUUCCCAAAUUGUCAUGGACCUUGCCCAGAAGAUAGUCAAGAGGCAGGCCAGCUUCUGCAACGCCAUCACCUUCAGUAACAGACCCAUAGCGCUAUAUGAGCAAGUCCGCCUCAAGAUUACUAAAAAGCAGUGCUGCUGGAGUGGGGCUCUGCGCCUGGGCUUCACCUCCAAAGACCCAUCCAGGAUAAACCCAGACAACCUGCCCAAGUACGCCUGCCCCGACCUCGUGUCCCAGAGUGGCUUCUGGGCCAAGGCCCUGCCUGAGGAGUUUGCCAAUGAGGGCAACGUUAUCGCCUUUUGGGUUGACAAGAAGGGCAGAGUCUUCUACCGCAUAAAUGAGUCCAGUCCCAUGCUGUUCUUCAGUGGAGUCCGCACAGCUGAGCCUCUCUGGGCCCUCAUUGAUGUUUACGGUCUGACCCGUGGAGUGCAGCUGCUAGGCAGUGAGAUUGUUCCUCCCGACUGCCUGCGCCCACGCUCCUUCACCACAGUGCGCUCUUCUUCCCUGCGACGUGAAGCAGACGACUCCCGUCUGUCCGUCAGCCUGUGUGACCUCAACCUGCAGCAGGAAGAUAGAGGCAACGCACACAAUCACUCCCACCGCCACACCCUCCACCUGGCCUCAGCCUCCUCCUCCUCCACCUGCCCCAUCCCCCAGAACUCCCUCAACUCCCAGCAGUCCUCUCUCCUGCCAUCUGCCCUGGAGAGUGACCUCCACUUCCACCAGCUGCGCGGCGCCCACAUCAAGACUCUGGAUGAGCAGACGGUGGCACGGUCCGAGCAUGCGCGCGAAGAGCGCACGCUGGUCUUCACCAACCGGCCCCUGCGCACCGGAGAGACCGUCUUCAUCAAAGUCACUAAAUCCAGCCCGGCACGCUCGGGCUCCCUGUCCUAUGGCGUGACGUCCUGUGACCCGGCAGUGCUGCGCCCCAGUGACUUGCCCUACAAUCCAGAGGCUCUGGUGGACAGGAAGGAGUUUUGGGCCGUGUGUCGGGUGCCCACACCUCUACAAAGCAGUGACAUUCUGGGCUUCUUGGUCAACCAGGAAGGGGAGGUGAUCCUCAGCCACAACGGCACUAAUGUGGGCAUGCAGGUGUGUGUAGACAACUCCCGCCCACUCUGGAUGUUCUUUGGUCUUCAUGGGGCUGUGACUCAACUUAGGAUUCUGGGUUCCACUCAUGUUGGGGAUCCGCGGGCCGCAUCAAACCCCAGCUCGCCAUCUUCUUCCCCGCACACCCCCAGUGCCCUGGGCAGUGGCAGCUCUGAUCCGGUCCUGAACGGAGGCCUGUGCUCUGCCGCGUACUGCAGCUCAGCAGGGGGUACAACCCCAAAUUCACCAGUCAGCCUCCCCAAGUCACCUACGUUCCCAUCAGGGCGCGGGCCUUGGUCUGACGAGUGCUCUAUCUGUUAUGAGAACAUGGUGGACACUGUCAUCUACGCCUGUGGGCACAUGUGUCUGUGCUACACUUGUGGCCUCAAACUCAAGAAGAUGUCCAACGCUUGCUGUCCAAUCUGCAGAAGACAGAUCAAAGAUAUUAUCAAGACCUACCGCAGCACGUAAGGGGGGCGGUGGCAAACGGACGGACGGCCUCCUUCAGAACUGCGAAAUGCCAGAGUCAUGGAAAGAAAAGUCUAACUCAAUGAAUGUGACCUCUGCUGGUACUUUGAUUUGGUAUUUUCAUACAAUUACUGUUGGUUGGUUUUCUUGCAUGACCUUUUCCAAAGCUGAUACCAUUUCACCGGGAAGGUCUCUUUCACUUUAGAGUCGUUUGUCGCAGUCUCCCCUGCUGAGGCGGCACUUCAAGUUCCACUUAGAACGUUAUUCUUGUCAGAAGUGUUUGCUCUCUCCUGGGAACUCUGAAUACUUUGAAGACGAAAGAAAAACUCAACCAAUUCUAAAAUUCUCUUAUUUGUUGAGUCAUGUUGUAAGAAUUAGGGACAAACACUCAUUUGCACCAAAGCAAAUGAGUCUCUUUGGGGCUGAAUGUCUCAAUAAUAGCUCUUUUAGAGGAUGACUGAAGCUCUGAAAUAUGCUGUCAACCUGAUGGAUAUUUCAGACUUUGCCAGUCAAUAAAAUAGCACACCCGCAGCAGGUAAUCAGUUCAGUAUGUCACAACUUGUGUCUGUGUGUUACUGAGCAUUGGAAGUGAGAAGUCAGUUUGGCAUUGUAAUGAUGAAGUGAUGGAUUUCUAUAAUCGUCGUGGUGAUCAGUUAGUUAUGUGUUUAGAGAUGCAAGGCGGUGCUGAGUAUAUUACGUAGGAUUGUUACUAGUAUAAUCUAAUGUACCUUUAUGGUCGUUCUAUUGCAAGUGUCAGUGGUUGCUAUAUUGUUGUGCUAGCUAGCUGCUUGCUCUGCAAUGUGCACUGAAAUCGGCAUCGUCCUCUCAAAAAUACCCUGUUACUGACAGGACUGUUACUGAGAGGACAAAGACAUUCAUUGGUUCAAACUAUCUACAGACCUGUGUCCGCUCAGCAGACUAAGCAGCUCCGAUUUCUCGAAAAGAAACAGGAAGUGGAAACAAAAAUACCAGUAAUUUGGAUUCUCCUCAGGGCCAAUGAUAUUUUUUUAAAGAUGUGAAUAUUUUCCCAGACUCUACCUAUAACCAUGCCUAAUACACUGUGAGCACUCAUGACGAAUUGACAGAUCCUCAAAAAUAGCUCCCAUAACAACAGUCAAAGGAUUGUUGCCAUGGUAUCAGAAGCCACUACAGAUACAACACAGCCUCCUGCCUUAAUACACGGAGGGUUCAUUUGUCACAUGCAGAUGUAUCAUAUUCUAUUUUUUUUUUUGCCAUUUUCCAAAACCCCUGACAAAAUAGUUACCAAAUAAUGUUGUUGUGUGGCGCAAACUGUCACAAAACUUUCACUCAGUGGAGAAAAAGCACACAAAUUUAAAGCUAUUUUUGUAAUAUAAAUCCAUGACAUUUCCAAUAUUUAACUAUUAAAAUUUAUAAAAAUCUUUUGUGACAGGACUUUCACCAGCAGCAGAGAUCCUUUACAAAAAUCAGUUCAGCGGUAGGGGUAGAAAACACUCAUAUUUUGAAUAUUUGUAUUAUUCCUAUCCCCUAAUUCCAGUAUAAAAUGUCCUGAUACAUCCCCCCACAAAUUUCACCUGUAAAUACUAAAACUCAGCAGUAAGCCAUAGCUUAUUAUAUGAUACCAUUCAAAGCUUAGAGGCUGUCUUUUUUUAAUGAUAUUGUACUUCACUUUGUAGAUAAUCAACAAAUGGGGCUUGAACCUAUGCUGCUAUGGUAUUUGCCAGCUGUCCUUUCUAGGCAAGCGCUGACAGUGAUGUUUCACACACCCCUCCUCCCACAUUACAGUUUGAUUAUGCUACAGCUUGAAGUGUUAAUUCACAUCUGAAUGUUAACUUAUGUAUUUAGAGAGAUAAAUGAUUUUUAUCAGUGCGCUUGAAUUGAAAAAAACAAAGAAAAAAGUUUUGUCUGUGUUUUUUUUUUUUUUUUUUAAGUUUGUUUUGGAUUGAUAAUCAGGAUUCUAAGAUCUGCUUUUUCUUGUUUCUCCAAAACCAUGAGAACCUAAAUUUAUUCUUGGGUUUCUUGUACCUUGCAGCAAUAAGUUAUAUUGCAGUACACAAUCAAAACCUCAUUGCUUUGGGGUGCAAGAUGUAAACUCUUGGUUUUAUUACAAUCCCUGGAUUUCAAAUAUUUUGUUUUGUUUUGUUUUGUUCUUUUUUAUUUUUAUUUUUUUGUAAUUUAUCUUCUUGUGUGUAAGCCCAUGUUAGGGAGCCCUAAUACCCACUUGUAUAUUUAUAGCUUGAAUCAUUAUAUAGUCUGAAAGCCAUCACUGUAUGGUAAUGAUAAAUGUCACUUUAUAAAGCUACUGAUUGUAAUCUUGUAAAUGUCUAGGCCAGCAUUGCUCUCUGAGAUUCAACAGUGGCGUGUUUUUAUUUUGUGCAGACACUCUGACCAAAUAGAAAAAUCACCCCCCCCCCCCCCUUUUUUUUUUUUAAUACAUUGUAUAAAUGUAAUUCUCCUGUGCAAAACCCUGUAUUCAUUUUUGGGCUUUUUCAACAUUUACAUCCAUCAGUCUUUGGACAACAUCAGUUGAUAAAACAGAAAUCACAGCUCAUACCAUGCUAAGUAACUAUUUGGCUUUGGAUGUAGGUUUUCACCUUUUAAUCAGUUUAAAUUCAACAAUUUAAAUGUUUUAUUAUCUUACGUUUGUACCCAGAAUCACUCCACACGCUCCUUGAAUGUUACUGAUCUUGUAUCAUGUAUAUUUAUUUGUCCAUCACUGAUGUGUGGACCAAUUCCUCCAGACUUGCUUUUCUUGUGUGUUUGCUUUCUUCUACAUUGCCACUUUACUAUUAUGAGUCCUCUGUGUCUGGCCAGUCACACAGCAGCACAUUUAGAGAUUCUCUCUGUAGAUCUUAGUACUUUUUUGUCAUGCAUGAGUAAUCUCUCCACCCAGCGUGAACAUUGGGACCAACAGUAGACAAGCAUCAGAUUGGAACGCUGUUAAGUGUUCGUGUAGACAAGGGCCAGUGGCUAGAAAUAUGAUAUAGAGCUCCGUUUGGCCAUGUUGUGACAGCAAUCCUGUAUUUUCUUUCUUCUUCAUUUUUCACAACAAAUGAUUGUUUGUGAGCUCUGUUCAGUCUGAGUCGGAUGAUUGUGGUUAAUAAACUUUCCAGAUGUGUUUGAGCAAAAACUGUUUACUUCGAUAAUAGAAAUAACAUUUACACAGAUACAUAGUUGAAGAAAUUCUAUUUUACACACAUUAAUAGG
Molecule: messenger RNA, 5130 nt
Organism: Lates calcarifer (barramundi perch)
Lineage: Eukaryota; Metazoa; Chordata; Actinopteri; Centropomidae
Gene: neurl1aa
Product: neuralized E3 ubiquitin protein ligase 1Aa
Biological process (GO): nervous system development; negative regulation of Notch signaling pathway
Cellular component (GO): plasma membrane; postsynaptic density
Molecular function (GO): ubiquitin protein ligase activity
Source: RefSeq, a predicted model, not a curated record